AUUUUUUUGAUGUACAUUUUUGUUUGAUUCGUCUGAUUUGAAUUCAUUCAGUGGUAAAUACAGAUGUGGGAUCGGUUUCGUUUUCUGGAUUGUUAGGCCAUUGUGUAUAGGAGGAUUUCUACUUUCUAUUUCUACCAAUUAAUUGAAUUUAUUCGAUUUCGUAUGAUACGCCAAGCUGAGCCACCUCUUUGUGGAGUUGUGCUUUGGUUGUGUCUUAAAUCUCAGAUGGAUGUGUGAGAUCCUUGAGAAGAUCUCGGCUUCCUCUAUGUUUCUGAGCUUUUGGUAUCAAGAUAUAGGCCCCCAUUUGAUUGGGGGAUUGAGGGGUUGAUGUGGUUCUGGAAUACAUCAUUGGCUUCGUUGCUUAUGGUUGAUUGGGCUGAAAUAUGGUUACGAGUCAUGACCAACGGAAUGCAGAGCGUGGGUGAAUGUUCAAGCUCAACUUCCUUAAGCAGUCAGCAGGAUUUGGAAGAUGACCGAAUGAUUGCUGUUGUACUGUCGGAAGAGUUUGCUAAGUUAGAUGGUGCAGUUGGUAGACGCCUUGCCAGUCUGGAACCUGUUCGUCAUGUCCCGCGGAUAAAUUUCUAUAUCCCUAACUUGAGUGAUGCAAGUUUGGAUCACCAACGAUUGCAGCAAAGGCUAAAUGUUUACAGGUUAUAUGAAGUGAAGGUCUCUGGAGAUGGAAAUUGUCAGUUUCGUGCACUCUCAGACCAGAUGUACAAGUCACCUGAAUAUCACAAGCAUGUUCGCAAAGAAAUUGUGAAACAGCUAAAGGACUACCGAUCUCUGUAUGAAGGCUAUGUCCCAAUGAAGUACAAGCGCUAUUACAAGAAGAUGGCAAAGUCUGGUGAAUGGGGUGACCAUAUUACCUUACAAGCUGCAGCUGAUAGGUUUGCAGCAAAGAUAUGUCUCUUGACUUCAUUCAGAGACACCUGUUUUAUUGAAAUAAUCCCUCAAUACCAGGCACCCAAACGAGAGCUGUGGUUGAGUUUCUGGUCUGAGGUACAUUACAAUUCACUAUAUGAAAUCAAAGAUGCUCCAAUUCGGCAGAAGCCAAGGAAGAAACACUGGUUGUUCUAGAGGCAGAUUAAUGAUUUUUGGACAGCAUUAAGGAGCCUUUGAAAAUUUUUAUAAUGUGCAUAUUUUCCUUAGAUGGUUUCAUUUUGUUAUUUUCCUGAUAAAGUUCAUGUAUUAUAGAUAUUCAGAUUGGAUGACAGAACAAAAUGAAAAGUACUGAUGUUGAAAUCUAUUAAAUAUUACAUUUUAUUCUUUAA
Messenger RNA from Vitis vinifera (wine grape), 1271 nucleotides. Its product is annotated as OVARIAN TUMOR DOMAIN-containing deubiquitinating enzyme 12. The transcript is spliced from 10 exons. Gene Ontology annotation, molecular function: cysteine-type deubiquitinase activity. Gene Ontology annotation, biological process: protein deubiquitination. NCBI's taxonomy places the organism in Eukaryota, Viridiplantae, Streptophyta, Magnoliopsida, Vitales, Vitaceae. The record is from RefSeq and is a predicted model, not a curated record. The coding region runs from base 328 to 1077 and encodes 249 amino acids.